This is a messenger RNA of Cyclocybe aegerita, 1191 nucleotides long. The record is from the annotation of a GenBank genome assembly. Lineage: Eukaryota; Fungi; Basidiomycota; Agaricomycetes; Agaricales; Hemipholiotaceae.
AUGCAGAACCUCAAGCCUCCUCACCCGAAAGCGAUGCACGUAAAGCGUGUUACGCUUACCUCGAAGAAGAACUGGUGGAUGGUGGAGAUGAACGAGGAGGAAGAGCCACAACAACAACAUUCCAUCAACUCGUUCUCGUCAGAGGAGACAGCCAUCGACCCGCCAGCGUACAACCAAUACAACCAAUACAAUCACGGCGUGGAUGAGCACAACCACGCGAUGGAUCUCGACCUAAAACACAAGAUGCCAGACUCGCCACCGCCAUCGCCCAUCUACAACCCGCCACGGCACCCAACAUCCAUAUUCUCCUUUCCCACACCGACAGCAUAUUCGGCCCCUCCCAACCCCACUGCUAGUCUGACACCCUUUGCUCACGGAUCAGCGUCAGAGCUGUUUAGAUGUGUGGUGAAGAAGCCCGACGUCAUCCAGCUCGAGAUCAACGGCGAGAUGCAGUCCAACGCGAGCGAUGUCACCGUCCAGUUCCUCGCCGAGCUGCGUGUGUAUACCACUGUCGCACGGCAUCGGAAUAUAUGCGCCUUCCUCGGAUCUCUGGAGAACGUGGGCAUGGUCCUAGCGUACAUCGACGGCCGGACGCUGUACGAUGUCAUCAUGGAACGCCCGCUCCUGACGCCCAAACAGAAGGUGGACUACCACAACCAGCUCCUAGACGGCCUGAGCCACCUGCAUUCGUACAGGCUUAGUCAUGGGGACUUGUCGUUGCUGAAUGUGCAGGUGACGAAAAGGACGAACACGGUGAAGUUGUUGGAUUUUGGGAGGUCAGUGUCGGCAGAUUCGGUGUUCAGGGCCCCGGAUGACGAGCCUGUGGACCCAUUCCAUGAUAUCUCGAAACGCUAUGCCCACCACACACACGCCUCCCUCCCUUCGAGCACGGUGAAAGUCGAGCAAAUUCACCCUGGAACGCGCCCGUUCUCCGCCCCGGAGAUUCUGAGAGGCGAGUGCCAGGAUCCCUUGUUGGCAGAUGCGUAUAGCUUUGGGAUGGUCAUCGUAUGCAUUGAUCGCUGCGAAAGCGUCGAUGUGAAGCCGUGGGAUCAGAGGAAGGACAAGCUCCCCAAGGAUCUGUUCGACGGGUGCGAUUUGUUUGGUACGAGGGCAAGGGAGUACUUGAAGAAGUGCACUGAAGGAAGGAGGAGGUUGAGGAAGGAAGACAUGAUUCCGGAUACCGAUUUAUAG